AGCUGAGUGCCCGAAUACAACAUGAACCUCUCUUGAAAUAGAACUCGCUCGAAGAUACAACUCAGUCUAAGCAUAAUUUUAGUAUCUCUCACGAUUUUUAGUUUUCUAUCUCUCAUAUUACGGAUAAGACGUUGGAGACUCGCCUCGCUAAAGUGCCGGCUGUUGUUAUAAGAUUCAGAGGCUAGUGUUCAAUUGUGGAGACUUCUGUGUAGUUUGAACUCGAGUGCUAUCAAUUUAUCAUUUCUCCCUUAUUGUCGUCAGUCAUGAGUACCAAUGUGAGUAUGUACGCUCCAGCUUCUGGAAUUAACGACCAACAGGACAAUGGACUGGACAGGUAUUACACGGUCGAUAUGAGAUCAGAUACUUUGAGUACGCCUACGGAUGAAAUGCGACAAGCUAUGGCCAAUGCAAUUGUCGGUGACGAUGUUUAUGGCGAGGAUCCAACAGUGAACGAGCUGGAAAGGAGAUCGGCCGAGCUCCUUGGCAAGGAGGCUGCUUUAUUCGUAACCAGUGGAACUAUGGGCAACCUAAUAGCAACGAUGGUACACUGCAACCGGCGUGGGACGGAAGCAAUUGUCGGCGACUUGUCUCAUGUGUUCUUAUAUGAACAAGGUUCUGCUGCUCAAUUAGGUGGGGUGCAAUUAUCAACACUUCCCAACCGUCCUGAUGGAACCUUCUGCCUAAAACAGCUUGUCCGAAAGAUCCGAGGCUUCGAUUUACACGAGCCCAUUACAUCGCUGGUGGUUGUGGAGAACACUCACAAUAUGUGUGGCGGGAGAGUGGUACCACUCGACUGGCUUGAGCGACUUGCCAAAGUGUGCAAAGAGCACUCCUUGAAAAUGCAUAUGGAUGGAGCUCGAGUAUUUAAUGCAGCUCAAGUGCUUAAUGUACCUGUCGCGCGGAUCGUUAAGGAUUUCGAUUCUGUAUGUUUUUGCCUAAGUAAAGGACUUUCAUCUCCGGUCGGUUCGAUUUUAGCAGGAUCCAAGGAUUUUAUCACUCAGGCUCGACGUAUGCGAAAAGCACUUGGAGGUGGUAUGCGCCAGGUUGGAGUGUUAGCUGCAGCAGGAAUCGUUUCACUUGAGAAGAUUGUUCCACGCUUGGGCGAGGACCAUAAAAAUAUCCUGGAUAUUGCGAAAGCAAUCAACAGUGCAGGCAGCCCAAAUAUCAACGUUGAUUUGGCAACUACUGAGACUAACAUCCUCCUCGUCCGCAUUAACAAUAGCAAGAUCACAUCAGAUGAUCUUCAGAAACGUCUAUUAUCAGUAACUGAACAAGAAAUCAAAGAUAAUAUAACAGACGAUCAGGGUCGUGGCAUUAUUGUGAAAGUUAGCGCCAGAGAUUGGAGUUUUGCUCGUAUAGUAUCUUAUCAUCAAAUCACACCGAAGGACGUUGAAAUGGCAAUUAAAAAGAUACUGUAUGUGAUAAAGGAAUAUGAUGCUAAGUUUCAAUAAAGAUUUUUUGGAUUAGUAUCCUACAAAUUCAUUUCACUUA
Molecule: messenger RNA, 1491 nt
Organism: Hermetia illucens (black soldier fly)
Lineage: Eukaryota; Metazoa; Arthropoda; Insecta; Diptera; Stratiomyidae
Product: probable low-specificity L-threonine aldolase 2
Exons: 6
Coding region: 264-1451 (395 amino acids)
Biological process (GO): L-threonine catabolic process; glycine biosynthetic process
Cellular component (GO): cytosol
Molecular function (GO): L-allo-threonine aldolase activity
Source: RefSeq, a predicted model, not a curated record